CGCUUGCUCCCGACCUUGGAAGAACUUGAAGAUUGUUUUUAAACUGGCAAAAGUCGUUUUGCUGCCUCCGCAAGUCCACCGAACGGAAACCGGAAGCCUUGCCGGAACUGGCAGCGUAUCGUCCAAUCCCGUCCCCGCUUUUAAACCCGGCCUUCCGAAUUCGGCGCCGGCCACUCCCGGUGCCGCAUUUCCGUUCCGGCACGGACUCGGCAGGCGACAUGGCAACCACCUUCGACAGCGACCGGGCUGCGGCCUGCACCACCACCGACACUGCCACCACCACCACCACCAGCACCAGCAGCAGCACCACCGGCAGCACCACGCUUCCCUCGCCCCCCUUCAUCGACGCCCCCGGCCUCGCCAAUCUGCGCGAUGCAGGCGGCUACGCCCUGAGCAGCCAGCCGGGCAAGGCCAUCCGGCGGGGCGUGCUGUACCGCUCCGCCGACCUGACGCGGCUCGACAGCGGCGGCAGGGCGGCCCUCCGCCGGCUGGGCAUCACCCGCGUGUUCGACCUGCGCUCGGCCGCCGAGCUGGAGAAGCACGACGCGGUCCAGCAGCAGCAGCAGAACCCGCCGGGGGGGUGGGCGUGGGAGGGCGCCACCCGCGUCUUCGUCCCCGUUUUCUUGGACAAGGACUACAGUCCUGAAGCGCUGGCGUGGCGGUUCCGGAAUUAUAGCGAUGGGCCGCAGGGCUUCGUCAAAGCGUACUCGGCCAUCCUCGCCGCCGCGGCCGAGCCCGACCAUCCGUACGCGCCAUUCCGGACGGUCCUCGAGCACUUUGCCUCGCCGAGCAGCCCCCCUGAGCCGGUCCUGGUGCACUGCACCGCCGGCAAGGACCGAACGGGCGUGCUCGUGGCGCUGAUCCUCUCGCUCUGCGGGCUCGACGACGCCGCCGUCGCGCACGAGUACAGCCUGACCGACCUCGGGCUGGCGUCGCGCCGGGAGGAGAUCGUGCGGCAUCUGAUGCAGGGCGAGACGCUGUUUGGGGACCGCGAGCGGGCUGAGCGGAUGGUUGGCGCGCGAAAGGAGAACAUGCUCGAGACGCUGGCCCUGAUCCGUGAGAGGUACGGCUCCGUCGAGGGCUACGUCAUUGAUCACCUCGGGCUGUCGCCAGCGAGCGUGGAGCAGAUCCGGAAGAACCUGGUCGUAGACAUUGCCGAGGGCGAAGAGCCGUUGGACUGGAGAAGCCUGGCCGGGCUGAACGGGGAACCGCAUCGAUAA
Messenger RNA from Thermothielavioides terrestris NRRL 8126, 1220 nucleotides. RefSeq lists its product as uncharacterized. NCBI's taxonomy places the organism in Eukaryota, Fungi, Ascomycota, Sordariomycetes, Sordariales, Chaetomiaceae. Gene Ontology annotation, biological process: dephosphorylation. The transcript is spliced from 4 exons. The coding region runs from base 219 to 1220 and encodes 333 amino acids. Gene Ontology annotation, molecular function: phosphoprotein phosphatase activity. The record is from RefSeq and is a predicted model, not a curated record.